AUGGAUAUUCAGAUACUCUCUGACUUGCACCUGGAAUCUCCCUCGGCUUAUAAUCUCUUCUCCGCCCCACCGAAAGCCCCCUAUCUCGCUCUGCUAGGCGACAUAGGCAAUGUCCGCGACAAGGGGUUCUUCACCAUCGAAACCCAACUUUGGUGGUUCCAGACUGUUUUCUUCCUGAUGGGGAAUCAUGAAAAGGUCAGCCAGCGAAAUGAUGAAGGGCUCGGAACAUUCGUUUUCUUAGAUCGGACAAGAUACGAUGUAACCGCUGAUAUUACAGUCCUGGGGUGCACGCUAUACUCGCAUAUUCUUGUCCAGCAAGAGACAGCUCUGGGUAUAGGACUGAAACACUUCUUUCGAAUUGACAACUGGUCGGUGCCGGGUCACAACAUCGCUCAUGCUGGUGAUCAGGCAUGGCUGAAUGAACAAGUUACAUCCAUCAUGUCCUCGGAGCCUGGAAAGAAAAUUGUCAUUUUCACCCAUUAUGGGCCCCUUUCUGCCGAUGUGAGAGCCACUAGUCCUAUGCAUAUAGGUGGUCCUAUUAGUGGGGGGUUUGCAACGGGUUUGACAGCUGAGGAGUGUUGGAAGAGCCCCAAUGUAUGUCUUUGGGCCUUUGGACACACGCAUUUCAACUGUGACUUUACACUUGAGGUAGAGGGGUCUAAGAGCAGGAUCUUAACCAAUCAGCGCGGGUAUUACUUUAAACAAGCACCAGGCUUCGAUGUCGGAAUGGUGGCCAGGGUUUAG
Molecule: messenger RNA, 744 nt
Organism: Trichophyton rubrum CBS 118892
Lineage: Eukaryota; Fungi; Ascomycota; Eurotiomycetes; Onygenales; Arthrodermataceae
Exons: 2
Coding region: 1-744 (247 amino acids)
Molecular function (GO): hydrolase activity
Source: RefSeq, a predicted model, not a curated record